CGAUAUUGUGCAACUUUGCAAAAUCGCGCGAAUCGCGAUAAUCGUGACGCGAUUGCAUCGACCCCCGCGCGCCCGUUCGGGCGGCCGAGAUUGUCUGGGCUCGAUAACUGUUGAUAAUUGUUAAAACUGUUGAAAAUAGCAACUUGGUGACACGGACGUUGUUGCGAUGUACUUCGAUGGUUAUCGGUCGCCGUUAUCGCGUAAAAUUCAAGAUCGCGAUGACGGUGCAUAUACAUUACUGAUAAAUGGAGAUAACGUAGGAGGCGGACACCACCUACGUUAGGCAGGCGAUAGAAUUUCAUACGCUUGCCGUUCGUUCCUCCUAAAGCCGCGCGCGUUCGCCACCGCUGCCGCCGGCCGGCCAUUCGCCAAAAAUGGUUCAACGUCGUCACGUUCAGGGAUACGAAAACUUUCUUAAGUAUAUGGAGAACCUGAAGGCCGCGGCUCCGAUUUACGUGCUGUAUACCGGUACGAAGCUGCCAGACACCGGCAAGAGUUGGUGCUCGGACUGCGUGGAAGCUGAGCCUUUUAUUGAAAAAGGUUUUAAAGCAGCGUCUAAGGAAAUUCUAUUAGUAACAGUAGAAGUUGGGGAUAGGCCGUUCUGGAAAGAUCACAAUUGUCCAUUCAGGACAAAUCCUGUUACCAAGUUGAAGGUCUUGCCAACUUUAGCUAGAUGGGGGACACAGAAACGUUUAGAAGGUGAUCAAUUACUGAAACCUGAGCUUAUCGAUAUGUUACUAACAGAUGAAGAUGACUAAAAGUAUUUGUAAUAUACGUUUUUUUUUUAUAAAAGUAUAAAAGGUAUAAAAAGUAUAAAAGUAAAAAUUAUAAAUGUAUAUAAAUUUUUGUAUACGAUAUAUGGUAUGUCUGUUCUUUUUUUAUAAUCAUUCCUUCCGUUACCUUUUUUCGAAAAGAGGUAUUGGGACAAAUAAAAAUUAUUAUUUAAUA
Messenger RNA from Monomorium pharaonis (pharaoh ant), 948 nucleotides. RefSeq names its product thioredoxin domain-containing protein 17. The record is from RefSeq and is a predicted model, not a curated record. Gene Ontology annotation, cellular component: cytosol. Gene Ontology annotation, molecular function: protein-disulfide reductase [NAD(P)H] activity. The coding region runs from base 375 to 758 and encodes 127 amino acids. The transcript is spliced from 3 exons. NCBI's taxonomy places the organism in Eukaryota, Metazoa, Arthropoda, Insecta, Hymenoptera, Formicidae.